Aaosphaeria arxii CBS 175.79 is the source of this 1229-nucleotide messenger RNA. RefSeq lists its product as uncharacterized. The transcript has a single exon. Lineage: Eukaryota; Fungi; Ascomycota; Dothideomycetes; Pleosporales. Gene Ontology annotation, biological process: translation. Gene Ontology annotation, cellular component: mitochondrial large ribosomal subunit. Gene Ontology annotation, molecular function: structural constituent of ribosome. The record is from RefSeq and is a predicted model, not a curated record. Bases 89 to 1108 code for a protein of 339 amino acids.
CGGAUCUUCAAAAGCCUGCGUUCAAAGUGCAACAACACCCGUGUGCCUGCACCCAAUUCCUCCUGGAAACCUCACACAUACUUCGACAAUGCCGCCACGGAUACGGAUACGGCCGCGCGCUCUGCGCCUCCGCACUUCACACUCCUUCUCGCCCAUCAACCACACCUACGCAUCACUCGCAACAGCAACGACACCCGCACCUCCAAUUGAUCAGACGAUCCGGUCUGCGGCUCCAGUCCUGCGAUACCCGGCUAACCAGCCGCCCUCACACAAACCGCCGGAGGUCCGCAAGACACAGCUGCACCGACAAUACCAAUCCCUCCUCCGGUCCUCGCCCUUAAUCCUUCUUUUCCAGCACAACAACCUCAAGGCCGUAGAAUGGAUGAGCAUAAGGCGAGAGCUGGCCAUAGCACUCAACAAAGUUGACGCUGAGCGCGAGAAGAACGGCCAGGAAUUGUUCGCCAACGACAUCAAAUUGCAAGUGAUCCAGACCGGAAUUUUUGGCAGUGCGCUGCGUGUCGUAGAGUUCUACAACCCAGAGGAGACCCUGCUCGACCACGCACAACACCCGACAGACCCCCGCACAGCCACCAGCGCGCAAAUCCCACAGACGUCGAACAAGCCGGAGGACACGAGGUUCAAGCACGGUCUGUCCAGGGAGGCAUGGGAGGUCGCCUCGAACAAGAAACUGAAGCACGAGCUUGAGCCCCUGCUCUCCGGCCCAUUGGCCGUCCUUUCGUUUCCCUCCGUCUCGCCUGAGCACCUUAAGAGCGCUCUUUCGAUCCUCGCCCCCUCUUCAGAUUUCCCCGCCCCGAAGAGGAAGACCAACCCCGACUUGUACGAACCAGCUGUGCAGGGUGGCCUUCAGAAGCUCAUGCUGCUCGGCGCGAGGGUGGAAGGCAAGGUGUUCGACCAGGACGGCGUAAAGUGGGUCGGCGGCAUCGCAGGUGGCAUCGACGGCCUUCGUGCUCAGCUCGUCGCGGCGCUGCAAGGCGCGGGUGCUAGUCUCGCCAGCACGCUGGAGGGCGCAAGCAGGAGCUUGUACUUCACGAUGGAGUCGCGGAGACUGGACAUGGAGGAGACGGAGAAGGGCGAUAAGAAGGAGUAGAUGGGGCUUCGAGAGAGAGGCAAUUGCAUGUACAUGUACCAACACAACCAUUUCCCCCGCCAGUUAUGUAAAUCUAGAUAUACGUACACACAUACAAAAUGUACCGCCACCAAUCACGCUA